Molecule: messenger RNA, 1518 nt
Organism: Penicillium malachiteum
Lineage: Eukaryota; Fungi; Ascomycota; Eurotiomycetes; Eurotiales; Aspergillaceae
Product: alpha-L-arabinofuranosidase B
Exons: 1
Coding region: 1-1518 (505 amino acids)
Biological process (GO): L-arabinose metabolic process; arabinan metabolic process; pectin catabolic process
Molecular function (GO): alpha-L-arabinofuranosidase activity
Source: RefSeq, a predicted model, not a curated record
AUGCCUUCACAAUUCAGCUUUGAGCGCGCAUGCGCGAUUGCUCUAGGCCUUGCAGCCUCUCUCGUCAAUGCUGCACCCUGCGACAUUUAUGCCGAGGGUGAUACUCCUUGUGUUGCCGCCCAUAGUACGACUCGCGCCUUAUAUGCUGCUUACUCUGGGUCUCUUUACCAAGUAAAGCGUGGAUCUGACAAUACCACCAUCAAUAUCGCACCACUUUCUGCUGGUGGUGUGGCAGAUGCCGACGCUCAAGACAGUUUCUGCUCUCUCACAACUUGCCUCAUCUCGAUCAUCUAUGAUCAGUCGGGCAAUGGAAACCAUCUUACUCAGGCACCACCCGGUGGCUUUGAUGGCCCAGACGAGGAUGGAUACGACAACCUGGCUAGUGCUGUCGGUGCCCCAGUCACACUGAAUGGCCAGAAGGCGUACGGUGUUUUCAUGUCACCGGGUUGUGGAUACCGUAACGACGAUGCCGUCGGCACGGCUACAGGCGAUGAGUCGGAAGGCAUGUAUGCAGUUCUUGACGGAACCCACUACAAUGAUGCAUGCUGCUUCGAUUACGGCAACGCUGAAACCAGUAACACUGAUACAGGUGCUGGCCACAUGGAGGCUGUCUACUUGGGCACUUCAACUUCCUGGGGCUAUGGUGAGGGUAGUGGACCUUGGCUUAUGGCCGAUAUGGAGAACAACCUGUUCUCUGGUUACGACAGUGGUGAGAAUGCGGCGGAUCCCUCAAUUACCUACCGAUUCUUCACUGGUAUUGUGAAGGGAGAGGCUGAUAAAUGGGCACUACGCGGUGGUAAUGCCGCGUCUGGAUCUUUGACGACAUACUACAGUGGUGUGCGUCCAUCUGGAUACACUACUAUGUCAAAGGAGGGUGCUAUUAUCCUCGGUAUUGGUGGUGAUAACAGCAACGGUGCUCAAGGAACAUUCUACGAGGGAGUCAUGACAUCCGGUUACCCCUCCACUGACACCGAAAACUCUGUCCAAGCCAAUAUUGUUGCCGCUAAAUACGCUGUCACAUCUCUGACUAGCGGGCCGACCCUCACUGCCGGUGACGUGGUCUCGCUCCAGGUCACCACUCCAGGCUACACAACUCGCUGGAUUGCCCACACUGGCACUGUUGUCAACACUCAAGUUGUGACAUCUUCCAGCAGCACUACUCUCAAGGAGGAGGCUAGCUGGACAGUUGUCGAGGGUCUUGGAUACUCCGGUUGCUUCUCAUUUGAGUCUGUUGACACCCCCGGCAGUUAUAUUCGUCACGACAACUUUGUGUUGCUGCUGAAUGAGGAUGAUGGCACAACACUUUUCGCCCAAGACGCCACUUUCUGCCCUGAGACUGCCCUGAAUGGUGAUACUUCUGACAGCACACUUCGAUCUUGGAGCUACCCUACCCGCUUUUUCCGCCACUACGACGAUGUCCUCUACGCUGGUAGCAAUGGUGGCCUACAGGUCUUUGACGCCACUGCCUCAUUUAAUGAUGAUGUUAGCUUCUACAUUACCACUGCCUUUGCCACUUAA